Molecule: messenger RNA, 4043 nt
Organism: Hemicordylus capensis (graceful crag lizard)
Lineage: Eukaryota; Metazoa; Chordata; Lepidosauria; Squamata; Cordylidae
Gene: DRC11
Product: IQ motif containing with AAA domain 1
Exons: 21
Coding region: 869-3445 (858 amino acids)
Molecular function (GO): protein binding; ATP binding; ATP hydrolysis activity
Source: RefSeq, a predicted model, not a curated record
CUCCCAAGGUAGUGUGCCUUGAGGACUGCAGCCUUAAGGAGUCCAGCCCGCUUCCCUUGCGUCCGUUCUCCCCAGACCGAAGGAGGAGGAGGACAGGCAUCCAGAGAACUCGAGUCAGUGUGCAAAAGGGCCCCCGUCGAGAGAAAGCCGCCCCUCAGUCGCCGGCCGGAGCCCUUUGCUUGUUGCGACAGAAGAAGGAGGCAGCUGCAGCCCGCAGGCUUCCAUAGCAACCGCCCGGGGACGGAGAGGAGGAAGCCGGGAGAGGCGCAGCCUCGGUUUGGCGUGGCGUCCAGUUGCUAAGGACGGAGUCGCGUCGCCGGAGACCUUCAACAGCAACCGCAGGAGCAGCAGCCAGAUAGGCGGCUGCAAGUUGGAGUUGGGCUGGAGGGGCCCGCUUAAUGCGGCUUCGCCGGCGGCGGCGGGCGAGGAGGAGCCGUGGUCGUUAAGGGCCUUAGUCAGCUGUGCGGCAAAGAUCGAAGCCUGCACCGAGAAGAAGAUUCCGCUCAAGCCCAGGCCCUGACCGGGGAGGACGUGAUAACAAAACUGGAGAGGAGGAGGAGGUGGUGGUGGUUUGGGUUUUUAAAAAUUUUAUUUUUAGAGACGGCCAACCCCAGCCCCUGCCUUUCCCCAGCGCACCUCUCCACCAUCCUUCAGAAAGUAGCCCUUUGAAAUGGAAAGUUAAAAAGACACGACCGGAGAGAGGGAGAGAAAGAGAGAGCGCAGGGCGGGCGGGGAGAACAAACAGACACCAUCAUCAUGUCCCACAAGUAACUCUUACAAUAAAAUAUGGGCAGAAGCCCAAGAAUCCCUCAAUGGUUUGUUACAAAAGGAGAUAGAAGGGAAAAGCCAAAAACCACUGAAAGAUCGCAUGGUAGUUUUUCAAAUGCUAGCUACUUUCUACAUCAAAUACGUACAGAUAUUUCGCAAUUUGGAGGCUGCUUAUGAUCAAAUAGUUCAUCCACAAAAGCGCUUAAUAAUUCGACAAAUGUUGGAUGGAGUGAUGGGCCGUAUCCUGGAGCUGAAAAAUGAAAUGGUGGAGCUGGAGUUCUCAGAAUUUCAUUACUUUGAUGAUGUUUUACAGGAUCUCAAGCUAGCUCCUGAAAACAUUGACAUUCCUAUACCAAGGUAUUUUAUCAAGGAGAAAGUGAAGGUGUUGAAAGAGAGAGAGAGAAUCCUUGCCCAGAUAUUGUUUGAAGCUGGAAUGUAUGAUGAACCUAAAAAAUAUGUGAAGGUCAUGCCCUUAGAAGAAGCAAUUCGAGCAAUUCAAAUAUCUGAACGGGCUCGACAGGGUCGGCUCAGGGCUACAUUCAUGAAGCAAAUCUACCUUGAAGAAAAGAGAGAGAAGCUAGCCAGACUUCAUGGUGUAAAAGGCCCAGAUCUGGAAGCUGCUGCAUUGUACAUUCAAAGGGUUUGGCGUGGACACACCCAGUGGAGGAAAACUGUUAAACUCAGAGAAGAAGAAAUGGUAUUUUUAGGAAUGACUCUUCCUCCUCACUUCCAAAGACCUAGUAUUUCAUUGGUGCGAGCCCAGAAGGUGGAUAGUUUAAGGUGUGAAAUUCAGGAGAAACAUGAGUCCGAUUACCAGAAAGCUCUAGUAAGCAUAAAGGAGCGUGUGAAAGAAAUUGAAGGCCCUGACAUCAAAGAAAGCCUCCAGGAUCAGAUCCGCCAGUGGUUCAUCGAAUGCCGGCAUGUUACAGGAAAGUUUCCUGACUACCCUGAUGAGCAAGAUGGAGGUUCAGCUGCUAUUUUUUCUGAAAAAACUCCAGAUGAGGUUGCUGCAGAACUACGUGCUAAAGAAGAAGAAGCAGAAAAAAGGAAAAAAAAGAAAAAGGGGAAAAAAGAAAAAAAAGAAAAAGAAAAAAAGAAAAAGAAAGGAAAAGAAAAAGAAGAGAAGAAACCAAAGAAGAAGAAAGAUGAGGAAGAAGAUGAAGGUUGGAAAAUGGGCCCCAGUAAUUUUCUCCCAGUAAUGGAGGAAGGAAACAACAAAUACAAAGAUAUUUGGCAAAACAGAGAUGAGCGAUGGAACUUCUCACAGGAGUAUGACCCAGAACUGAUCAAAGAGGAAAAGAGGAAAGAAGUGGAAGGAGAGAUCAGAGUGCAGGUUGAUGAGCUAAUGCGUCAGGAACUGAAGAAUCUAAAGUUAGCUGUGGACAGAGAGACAGAGAGAAAAGUGAAAAAAGGCAAAAAGGGAAAGAAAAAGAAAAAAGGAAGAAAGGGUGGAAGGAAGAAAAAGGCUAAGAAGGAGAAAGAUCUGACUCCUGACAGGACCAUUGAUUCUCUUUACAAGGAGCUGGUAGAAGAAGGGAUAUUAAUAAAAGCCAAGAAAGUGAAACUCAGCGAUUAUGUGGGAAGGGGAAGGAGAUUUGUCAAGGAACAGGAAGGGGGAAAGAUGUUGUCCUGGCCCCGUCCCCCCACCGCCUUCUAUCUGAUAGUCCUUAUACAAUACAGUCAACAUUCCAUGGGUCCUAAAAGGUUAUUGGUCAUUGUCAAGCUGUAUACAGGUGAGUACAGCUAUCUGGGGACAAUACUUCGACAGGUAGAUAUAGAACCAAUGCCCUCUCUCACGGAUGUCAGGCAGCUCAUAACUCUGUAUGGAAUAUUGCCAUUAGGUUCUCAGUCUGUGCAUGAGAAAGCGCCUCUGGUGAAAGCCUUGCUGCUGGCUGGGCCAGCUGGAGUGGGGAAAAAGAUGCUUAUCCAUGCUCUCUGCACAGAAACAGGAGCAAACCUCUUCAAUUUAUCUGCUGCUAACAUUGCUGGUAAAUACCCAGGAAAGACUGGUCUGCAACUGAUGCUUCACAUGGUGGUUAAGGUAGCCAAACAACUACAGCCUUCAGUGAUAUGGAUUGGAGACACAGAAAAAACAUUCUACAAAAAAGUACCUAAGGUUGAAAAAGAGCUGGAACCUAGACGUCUGAAAAAGCAACUUCCCAAACUUCUGAAAGCACUGAAAAUUGAAGACAGAGUCCUGAUAGUAGGAACCAGUAAACGGCCCUUUGAUGCAGACGUCAAACCCUUUUGCAAAGUAUACAAGAAAAUCAUUUUGAUUCCAAGACCAGACUAUGCUUCAAGAUUUGUUUUAUGGAAACACUUCAUUCAGCAAAAUGGAGGGUUCCUCACCAAACAAUUGAACAUCAGUUGCCUGGCACAGGUUUCCGAUGGUUACACCCAGGGACACAUAAUCUAUGCAGUUCAAUCAGUCCUGACCGAACGACGCCUGAUGCAAAUGAACAAGAAACCGCUGACAGCUGUUGAAUUCCUGACUUCACUAGCUAAGCAGGAUCCAGUAUACAAACAGGAAGAGGAAACAUUUAAGGUUUGGUAUGCAAAGACUCCUCUGGGAAAAGCACGAAUCAAGUCACUGACAGUGAGUGAAGACACUGGAAAGGGGAAAGGAAAAGACAAGGGAAAAGAUAAAGAGAAGAAGAAAGGGAAGAAGAAAAAGUAGUGAUGAUUUCUUGGGAAAGUUCUCUUAAUAUUCACCACAGUUACAAAGCCCUUCAUCAGUUGCUGUGGAGAGCAACUAUUGCAGGGUGAGGAAACUUUCUUGAAAUCUCAAGCCUCUGCUCAGUUCUCAGAACAGCCUGCAUCUAAAAGUGUCCUGUGAAUAGCAUAAAACUUCAGUGUGACAUUUAGUUCCUUCAAGGUAACAAACUAAUGACCACUGGAUUAUUACAUAGGCCACAUAUUACUAUUAUUAGGCUGCUUCUUUAACAAGUUACUUAGACCUAGCUAGGGUAUUUCAGUUCUUUAGAUUAUUAACUUAUUGGUAAUUUUCCUAAAAUUUAACUGUGUAUCUGUACUCUUCUUUUUGACCAUCUAUAGGCAUGGUACUUCCCCCAGUGAGGACAGAGCACACAAUGGGAUCCCCAUCAGGUUUAACAGAGCUAUGUUUCUCCCUUUCCUCCUCCUUGCACACACCAGUUCACCUGAGCAGUCCAGGGAAUGGGAGAGCCCAUACCCAAAUAUUCUGAAUAGGGGUAUGCAAGAAAAAAAUAGUUUUAUUAUUUCAUUUAUUUCUACCAUUAAAAGUAUUUUAAUACACA